Messenger RNA from Miscanthus lutarioriparius, 3264 nucleotides. The record is from the annotation of a GenBank genome assembly. Lineage: Eukaryota; Viridiplantae; Streptophyta; Magnoliopsida; Poales; Poaceae.
AUGGCGCGGCCGUUCUUGGCGCCGCUGUGGAUACUGGCGCUGGUUCUUCUUUCAUGCAUGGCGGCGGCGGCGGACGACGGCGACGUGCUGCUGCUGGUGAAGAGCGCGUUCGUCGACGAUCCCCAGGGGGUCUUGGCGGGCUGGAACGCCAGCGCCGGCGCGUCGGGGUUCUGUUCCUGGGCCGGCGUGGCGUGCGACGAGGCGGGGCUCAGGGUCGUGGGCCUCAACCUGUCUGGCGCCGGGCUGGCCGGGACAGUGCCCCGCGCGGUGGCGCGUCUCGACGCGCUGGAGGCGAUCGACCUGUCGUCGAACGAGCUCACGGGACCCGUCUCGGCGGCGCUCGGCGGGCUGGCCAACCUCCAGGUGCUGCUGCUCUACUCCAACCAGCUCACGGGCCAGAUACCGGCGUCGCUGGGGGCGCUCUCGGCGCUCCAGGUGCUCCGCUUGGGAGACAACCCGGGCCUGUCGGGCGCCAUCCCGGACGCGCUUGGCAAGCUCGGCAACCUCACCGUGCUCGGCCUCGCCUCCUGCAACCUCACCGGCCCGAUCCCGGCGAGCCUCGGGCGGCUCGGGGCGCUCACGGCGCUGAACCUGCAGCAGAACGCGCUGUCCGGGCCGAUACCGCGUGGCCUCGCCGGCUUGGCGAGCCUCCAGGUGCUCUCGCUCGCCGGCAACCAGCUCACGGGCGCGAUACCGCCGGUGCUCGGGAGGCUCGCGGGGCUCCAGAAUCUCAACCUUGGGAAUAACUCGCUGGUGGGCGCCAUACCGCCGGGGCUCGGCGCGCUUGGCGAGCUCCAGUACCUCAACCUCAUGAACAAUCGCCUCUCCGGCCGCGUCCCGCGCACGCUCGCCGCGCUCUCCCAUGUGCGCACGAUCGACCUGUCCGGCAACAUGCUCUCUGGCGCGCUGCCCGCCGAGCUCGGCCGCCUGCCGGAGCUUACUGUCUUGGUGCUAUCCGACAACCAACUCACCGGCAGCGUCCCCGGCGACCUGUGCGGCGGCGAUGAAGCGGAGUCUAGUAGCCUCGAGCACCUUAUGCUCUCCACGAACAACUUCACCGGGGAGAUACCGGAGGGGCUCUCGCGGUGCCGGGCGCUGACGCAGCUCGACCUGGCGAACAACAGCCUCUUCGGCGGUAUCCCAGCCGCGCUCGGCAAGCUCGGCAACCUGACGGACCUGCUGCUCAACAACAACAGCCUCUCCGGCGAGCUGCCGCGAGAGCUCUUCAAUCUCACCGAGCUCCAAACACUGGCAUUGUAUCACAACGAGCUCAGCGGUCGGCUGUCGGACGCCAUCGGCCGCCUCGUGAACCUGGAGGUGCUGUACCUGUACGAGAACCUGUUCGCCGGCGAGAUACCGGAGUCCAUCGGGGACUGCGCGAGCUUGCAGCUGAUCGAUUUCUUCGGGAACCGGUUCAACGGGAGCAUACCGACGUCCAUGGGGAACCUGUCGCAGCUGAUCUUCCUCGACUUCAGACAGAACGAGCUGUCUGGCGUGAUCCCGUCGGAGCUGGGUGAGUGCCAGCAACUUGAAAUCAUUGAUUUGGCCGACAAUGCUCUGUCCGGGCCGAUUCCCGAGACGUUCGGGAAGCUCCAUUUUCUGGAGCAGUUCAUGCUGUACAACAACUCGCUCUCCGGCGCCAUCCCGGACGGCAUGUUCGAGUGCCGGAACAUCACGAGGGUCAACAUCGCGCACAACCGGCUCAGUGGCAGCCUCCUACCGCUCUGCGGCACGGCGAGGCUGCUGUCGUUCGACGCGACCAACAACUCCUUCGACGGCGGGAUCCCCGCACAGCUCGGCAGGUCGUCGUCGCUCCAGCGCGUGCGCCUGGGGAGCAACAUGCUCUCCGGGCCCAUCCCGCCAUCGCUCGGCGGCAUCGCCGCGCUGACGCUGCUGGACGUGUCAAGCAACGCGCUCACCGGCGGCAUCCCCGCGACGCUUGCACAGUGCACGCAGCUCAGCCUCAUCGUCCUCAGCCACAACCGCCUGUCAGGGGCGGUUCCGGACUGGCUGGGCUCGCUGCCGCAGCUCGGCGAGCUGUCACUCUCCAACAACGAGUUCGCCGGAGCAAUCCCGGUGCAGCUCAGCAACUGCUCCAAGCUCCUGAAGCUGUCGCUCGACAACAACCAGAUCAAUGGAACAGUGCCGCCUGAACUCGGCAGGUUGGUGUCCCUCAACGUGCUGAACCUCGCGCACAACCAGCUCUCAGGUCUGAUUCCGACGGCGGUUGCAAAAUUGAGCAGUCUCUAUGAGCUGAAUCUGUCACAGAAUUACCUGUCCGGCCCGAUCCCUCCUGAUAUCGGUAAGCUACAAGAGCUGCAGAGCCUGCUAGACUUGAGCUGCAACAAUCUCAGUGGCCACAUCCCUGCGUCACUCGGUUCACUCUCCAAGCUUGAAGACCUUAACCUGUCCCACAAUGCUCUGGUCGGCGCCGUUCCAUCGCAGCUCGCUGGAAUGAGUAGCUUGGUGCAGCUGGACCUGUCCAGCAACCAGCUGGAAGGGAAGCUGGGCACUGAGUUCGGCCGGUGGCCGCAGGCCGCGUUCUCCGACAAUGCAGGGCUCUGCGGUAGCCCCUUGAGAGGUUGCGGCAGCAGAAACAGCCAUUCGGCAUUGCACGCGGCGACCAUCGCGUUGGUGUCUGCGGCGGUCACGCUGUUGAUUGUGCUCCUGACCAUCAUGCUUGCGCUGAUGGCAGUGCGCCGCCGGGCCCGGGGAGGUGAGGUGAACUGCACGGCGUUCUCGUCGUCGAGCUCGGGCAGCGCAAACCGGCAACUCGUCGUCAAGGGCUCGGCGCGGCGGGAGUUCCGGUGGGAGGCGAUCAUGGAGGCCACCGCGAACCUGAGCGACCAGUUCGCCAUCGGAAACGCAAGGGUUCAGUUACUGACAGUGGAGUGCCACAUUAUCUCUGCAGAGUGUGCUUACUCCCUGAAGGCGACGGAGAGGAGCGACGUCUACAGCAUGGGCAUCGUGCUGAUGGAGCUCGUUACCGGGCUAUUGCCAACCGACAAGACCUUCGGCGGCGACAUGGACAUGGUGAGGUGGGUGCAGUCAAGGAUGGACGCGCCGUUGCCGGCCCGGGAGCAGGUGUUCGAUCCUGCUCUGAAGCCUCUGGCGCCGCGUGAGGAGUCGUCGAUGACGGAGGUACUGGAGGUGGCGCUCCGGUGCACGAGGGAGGCGCCGGGGGAGAGGCCGACUGCGCGGCAGGUCUCCGAUCUGCUGCUCCACGUUUCACUCGAUUACUAUCGCGCUUGCGAGAAGCGUUAG